Molecule: messenger RNA, 1750 nt
Organism: Penaeus indicus
Lineage: Eukaryota; Metazoa; Arthropoda; Malacostraca; Decapoda; Penaeidae
Product: neuropeptide Y receptor type 2-like
Exons: 7
Coding region: 45-1244 (399 amino acids)
Biological process (GO): neuropeptide signaling pathway
Cellular component (GO): plasma membrane
Molecular function (GO): neuropeptide receptor activity
Source: RefSeq, a predicted model, not a curated record
AAAAAAAUAUAUAAAAGAGAGCAUCGACAAGCGCAUCCGAAACGAUGACGUCACUAACGAACUCCGAGCUGCGCCACCUUCCGGACAAGAUGUUGGCGCAAAUCAUCCACACGAUCCAGACUUUCCCCAACGAGACGGUGGACUUCAGCCGGCCGAUCCUGCGCCGAACUCUACGGGGCAGCUACCCACUUUUCAUUACCAUCUACUGCCUCCUCGCGCUCGCCGGCGCCGUUGCCAACUCUUCCCUGCUCGCUCGACUCUUCCUCGCCCGCCACUUCUACAGCGACCCCACCUGCGCCUACAUCAUGAACUUGGGCGUGUGCAACCUACUGGCUAGUCUCGUGCUCCUUCCGCUGUCGCUCGUGGUGCUUCUGUUGCAAAACUGGGUUCUCGGGAGCGUGAUGUGCUAUCUCUUGCCCAUGUUGCAGGACGUGCCCAUUCAUGCGACGAUGGCCACCUUCGUAGUAAUAUCAGCUGAUCGCCACCGUAGGAUUACGUCACCGCUGGAGCCACGUGUAUCAGCCUCCUCCGCCGUCGCAGGGAUAUGGGUGGCGGCGCUGAGUGUUGUUUUACCUUACGUCAUGUAUGUGAAUUAUAUUGACCUUCAGAUGGUGUUCGGGAAGCAGUUUAACGGCGUCGGGAUUUGCACACUCAACAUGAACGACAACAUAGCACUGUAUAUACGUCUACUGUAUGGCCUGCUGUACGUCGUCCCGCUCCUCCUCGUGAUCUACUUCCACCUCCGAGUCAGCCACGAGAUCGACCGGAGAGUCAGCGAGCGCGAGGAAGACUGUCAGGCGUCGCUGGAGGAGGAGAGGGAGCUGACGAGUCGGAUCUGGACAGUGAGAGGGAGGGCGGCGUCUUCGAGUGCCAUACGCCGGAAUGACGUGGCAUCGCAUGGCACCUUCCACGGAGAGGCGCAGGAGUGCCAACUCGACCUGGAAGAAGAGAAGAGGAACCAGAAAUACUUGGCACUCAUCAUCGGCAUCUCCACGCUGUGCCUCACCCCCCUGGCUGUUCUCAGAUUAGUCAAAAACGAAAUUCUGGAAACACGUCAGAACUCGGGACACUUUGACGUCACGUACAUCAGUUUCGUCUGGGUCGCUUUCCUGCCAGCUGUUAGCACGCCGGUGGUCUUCGCGGCGUGGAAACGAAAGAGAUGGUACUCUAGCCAGAACCAGUUGCCUCCUCGAACCAGCUCCGGCCAGACACCCCAAGUGAAACAGUUCAAUACAAACGUCUGAGUAUUUUUUUUUUUUAUAUUUUCCAUCCUCUUAAUGUAUGAGGAUUUUGUUUUAUCAUUAUUCACUUUUGAAAAUACUUUCUAGAUCUGAUAACAAAAGAUAGAUAGAGAGAUAGAUUUUGUUUAUGAAAUACUAGUGACGAUAAUAGAAAAAAAAGUUUAAUAGCGUAGUAUAUGUGAUUUGUAACUUGUACGAAUAUCGUGUAUAUUACAGUCAAGUGUUCGAUCACUCAGCAGUAUCUUGUCUACAAGGUAUCUGGUGCCUGAAAAAAGUGAACAAAUAAAGAAAGAUAUUGGCAAUAUGUAUGUAUGAAUAAAUAAAUGAAUAAAUAAAUAAAUAGAUGAAAAAAUAUAUUUAUACACACACACACUACAAACGCGCGUACAAACACAGAAACACACACACACAAAUACACAGAAACACACAGACACAUACACACACACACACACACACACACACACACACACACACACACACACACACACACACACACACACACACACACA